AUGUAUGAUCAAUUAGAUAAGAUCGCACCUGCAAUCAAAGGAAAAAUGAUGGAACGCGGUAACACGAUGGUCGCUUACCAGCCAGAAAAAGGAAAAGCAAAGUUUUUCCGCCUAAUUAUCUCCAACCAAGCCGUUAAGCGCGAGGAUCUCGAUUUCCUUAUGAAAGAAAUCGCGGAGAUUGGCGAGACUCUGUGA
Molecule: messenger RNA, 195 nt
Organism: Strongylus vulgaris
Lineage: Eukaryota; Metazoa; Nematoda; Chromadorea; Rhabditida; Strongylidae
Source: the annotation of a GenBank genome assembly